Danio rerio (zebrafish) is the source of this 1787-nucleotide messenger RNA. Lineage: Eukaryota; Metazoa; Chordata; Actinopteri; Cypriniformes; Danionidae. The record is from RefSeq and is a predicted model, not a curated record.
GUAGACGUGGAUCGUUUUCAUUCUAAAAUGCCAUUCUAAAGCUAAGACGUAUUAGUGUAAACAGGGCCGUGUGUGUUUUUUGCAAGGGUUGCUGCUGAGCUCAGCAUCGUGAUGUCUAUCGGCUAUCGUCGAUGGACCAUGGCAUCAUCUAUCGACCCAACCCUAUUGCAAUUACAUUAUGACGUCAUCACACAAUGAUGUUACAGCAUCAUUUAGUAACUUUUAUCGACAAAUUGUUCCACAGUUAGCAACUUCCUCUGAAAAUGAGUUGGCAACAGUGAUGAGAAUGUCACUUAGGGUUUUUGUGUUGUUGACAGAUCCUUUCUGCCUUCUGCCUCCUUUAGGAGUGUUAAUGUACUUUCCGCCACCACAACCUAAACGGUCACUUUGUACACGCAAGAUCCGAAUCAAAACGACACUAAUCCUUGAGCCAACACACACCUCAGUUGAUGCUGUUGAGUUCCUGAAAGGCACGCUGGUCACCCGCUUCAUGCCGUCCUUCUACAUCAUCAUCAUCCUCCUCAGUUUGCCUCUGAACGCUUUGGCUUUGGUGACGUUCACCUGCAGGAUCAGAGAAAAGAAACCAGCGGUGAUCUACAUGUCUCACCUGGCGUGUGUGGAUCUGCUCUUCGCCCUGCUGCUGCCUCUGAAGAUCCACUACCAGCUGAACGCUUCUGAUUGGCUGUUUGGUGAGGCGGCGUGUCGUGUGCUCACUGCAGCUUAUUACUGCUACAUGUACUGCUCCAUACUGCUGAUGAUGUGCAUGAGUGUGGACAGACUGCUGGGUGUUGCGCUUCCCAUCGCUUCUUUAACCUGGAGAAAUGCGAGGAAAGCCUCGUUCAUAUGCGCAUUAGUCUGGCUGCUGGCGCUCGCUGGUACUGUGCCAAUACUUUUAAUGAGACAAACAGUUAAGAUUGAAGAUGUAGGCAUCACUUGUCAUGAUAUGAUGAAGGCCAAUGACAAAGCAUCGUCAUAUUAUGCAUACCUGUUUUCCAUCCUCUCCUGCCUGUAUUUCUUCUUGCCGCUGGUCAUCACUUUAGUGAGCUACUCCACCAUCAUAUAUGUGCUCAGUGUAAAGUCUGACCGCAUUUCUUCAUCUUUCUCCAACAAAAGGAGAGCUGUGAUCAUGACUAUUUCUGUGCUGACGGAGUUUGUGGUGUGUUUUGCUCCAACCCAUGGCAUCUUGUUGUAUCACUGCAUUCGUUUAGCAAGAAGAGGUGAAACCGGUGAAGGAAAUUCAUCAUAUGCUGCUUACAUGUUGGCUGUGUGUUUGGGGAGCGCAAGUGUUUUUCUAGACCCACUUCUGUACUACUAUGGUUCAUCUCAUUACAGACAGCUAAUCAAAUCUGUGUUUUGGUGCAAGAAGGCAAAAAAAAGGAGCCAUCGUCUACCAUAGCUCACACGCAGCAAGAAAAUAAAAAGCUGCGUCCUUUGUGUGCUUUAUUGUAGGUCAUAGAUAUUUAUAUUAGAUGUUGUAAUAGAUGUCGCCUACGCUAUUGUAGGAGCCAUUUUUUGUGUUGUUGUGAUUUAUGUUGUCCACUAGGUGUCACUAGCUGAAAACUAUAACUAAGGUGCCUGUGUAAGCGAGGAAGAGCGUCAGGUUUGGGAAAGCACACGGUUUUUGACCGUGCUACAGAGUAACUUGUUUGCUAGCCAGAAAACUGCAGUGUUUAGAUAUGUGCUGUGUGUACAUGGAGUAAUUGUUAUAUUGACAUGAUAAAGAAGAAAGGAGAGGCAAAGAUUGAGGCUUUGUUUAAUUCACCUGCACAAAUAAAGACAUUCUGCUU